Messenger RNA from Colletotrichum phormii, 1038 nucleotides. RefSeq lists its product as uncharacterized. The record is from RefSeq and is a predicted model, not a curated record. The transcript has a single exon. Bases 373 to 933 code for a protein of 186 amino acids. Lineage: Eukaryota; Fungi; Ascomycota; Sordariomycetes; Glomerellales; Glomerellaceae.
CAGCAGACCAGCAUCCAGACAGUCACACUGUUAUCUGCCUCUCGCAUCAACAACUCACCGUCGCCCCCUGCGGCCUGCCGCUUCUUUCAACACCAAGCUGUGAUGAGACGCACGAGGCAGCAGGAGAACCACAGCUGGGUAGCCAGUGGCACACUUCUCAGCCUACUACCGAGGAGAAGUCUUGUUCGCUGUCCUUCAAUGAUCGACCCCAAUCGCGUUGCCAGUCCGACACCGCUGUCCCAAUCAGCAGCUUAAACUCGUUCUACCACCCUCCACGACGACUGCAGGCAAGGGUGGGAAAUUUCCUCCCCUAGCACUUCACUUCGUCAUGGCUGCAAUACUCAGUCACACGCACCAGGCGUAUUUUCAAGCAUGGGAGUAGGUGUGUCGUUGGUCGAAAAAUCCCAAGCCCGUCGAACAAACAAGGGCGGCCUGGGUAGACUGACGAAAGGUACAAGCACACGACAAGUACAACAAGUAUCGCAAGUACCUCUACCUCGAAUCAAUCAUCUUCACCCUCAAACACACGCGAGGUGGAUAUCGCAAUCCAGUGGACAAACGACGUGGAUGAGAAAGAAAGAAAAAAAACCUAAUUCAGUUGCAAAGUUCGCAAAAACACACGACAACCGGCUGGGCUUUACGUACACGGAAUCGAUGUCUAAUGAGAUCCAUCCAGGGGCGCGGCGCUUUGCCUUUAGGUGCCUGGCGGCUGGUGCUGGCAUUACACGAGAUCCAUGCCAUCGGGUCCCCUUGACGUACACGGUCGAAAGUGGACUCCCGCGGCGGAGGCACAUCGGCCACCCGCUUCGGCCUCCCGUUAGCGGUCGAUGCGCUCUGUCAAGCCGGUGGAUCCCCCGGUUGUCUGGGGCCCUGGAGAUUGCCCUGAUCCAUCUCAAGGGUGCGCUUAUGGGGGCGUGCCUCGCGAGUUCUUAACGUUAGGGGACGCCGAAAGUAAUGAGAUCCAUCAGAGCUACGACCAUGACCAUCGUGAAGUGAAAAUUUUACAUUCGAUCCCACGCUUUCGAAGUUUCGAAGGUC